UACAGCACACAUUGUGGUGGAGGAAUCAUCCCAGACAACCCUCCCUCUGAACAGGCAGGCACCCCAGCUGUCAGUCUGAAUUAGGCCAGGCCUUAGAUCCCCACCACGAAUCAGGGCAGGACAGACUAAGUCCUCCGAUAGGGAGUCAGAGUACAGGCGAAGAACGGGACGGCAGCUCCUCUCAGGAUACAGUCCAGACAAAGUUUGCAGUGUCCUGUGUGUAUCACGACUGGUCCACCACCCAAAGGACAUCCAUCCACCUUGACACAUAUUUGGGAAGCAUUGGAGUCAACAUGGGCCAACAUCCCUGUGGAUUGCUUUCAACACCUUGUAGAGUCCAUGCCCUGACGAAUUGAGGCUGUUCUGAGGGCAAAAGGGGGUGCAACUCAAUAUUAGGAAAGUGUUCCUAAUGUUUUGUAAACUCUGUGUAUGUCCUGUCGGGAAUAGUCUGUCUAGCCAUGUUUGUUUAAAAUCCAUUUGAACAAUACUAUGUUGGUUAAGAAUAAGAAAGGAGGAAGAGAGAGAGCGAAAGACAUUCAGGGAGGGGAAGGAAAAUGUUUAAAAAAGUAUCUUUGAGGCAGCAGUCACUAAGGGGAGGGCAGCAGGAUACCACUAGUGGGUGGCGCCUGAUGAUUGUAUCUGAGCCAUGGACACACAUAGCAGCAAGCCUCUCUUUUACAUACUCCCUUCCCCUAAACAGGAAUAGAUGUCAUGUUUUAAACAGGAAUAGAUUUGAUAUAUUUUAAACAGGAAUGGAUGUAGUAGGCGGUUUUCUGUCACACAGUUUCUUACAUCAUCUCUUCUGUCUGGAUUUUUCUCAGAAUUCACCCAGAAAACAACAAUUCGGCACAGACUGAGACUCCUGGAUCCCACAGUGUUUUACAGCACUAUCUACUCUUACCAGUGGCGGCUGAAAUAGGAGGAGAAACUGCUGCCUGAGGCCUGAGAACAGGGAGGCUAAGAUUCUAAGACUGCCACACAGGCAGCUCAACAGUCAUGUCAGCCUCCCUCCUGGACGCUGAUCCCAUCUAUGCCACGGUUGUCCACACUACCAAGGCCAAGGCAUGGGAGUCACCAGGUGCCAUGUCUGUACCUCCAGUCAGGCUGAGGGCUCCGGUGGACCUGAAGCUGACCCGCAGCCUCUCCAAGUCAGACUCAGACCUGUUUGUGUCUUCCCUGGGUGAAGAGGAUGGGGGUCUGAACGGCCACUGUGAUUCUGUGACCAACUGCAGCUCUGGGAAAAAAUGGAUGGAGAGAUCGCCCUCCUUCGCCUCAGAGUGGGAUGAGAUUGACAAGAUAAUGAACCUGAUUGGAGCAGGCAUCGAAUCGUCCAAUGACAAGCAGUGCAUAUCCCCAGAUGGGGCCUGCAGCAAAGCCCUGGACCAGCCUGUGGGAGAGUGGCUGGAGCAUGUGGGGCUGCCACAGUACGAGAGCAAGCUGCUGCUUAAUGGCUUCGACGACCUACGCUACAUGGGCAGUAACGUGAUGGAGGACACGGAUCUUAGAGAUAUGGGAAUCACUGACCCUGGCCACAGAAAGAAGAUCAUCCGUGCAGCACGCAGCUUGCCCAAGGUGAAAGCCCUGGGCUGUGAUGGCAGCACCUCUCUGUCCACCUGGUUGGAUGUGCUAGGCCUCCAGGAGUACCUGCCUAACUUCCUGUCCAGUGGCUACCGUACCUUGGACUGUGUGAAGAAUCUAUGGGAGCUGGAGAUUGUCAAUGUGUUGAAAAUCAGCCCUCUGGGCCACAGGAAGAGAAUCAUAGCAUCUCUGGCAGAGCGGCCCUAUGAGGAGGCCCCGACCAAAUCACAGAUCUCUCACCGUCUCUCACAGAUCAGGUUUCAGGACCUUUUGUCCCAGACAGGGACCUCUCCUCUGAGUCAGAUGGACCCUUCCACCAGUCGCUCCAUGGACAUGCUCCUGCCCUUGGGAGAGGGAGGCAGGAGGAGGAGAGCCAUGGACCAGGACUGUAGCGUGUCCCUGCGCUCCUACAGCGAGAGACCCCGCUCCCACGACAGGCAGAGUGACCGACAAAGGGAACCCCGUUUGACCCUCCGGCCGCCGAGCCAGUCUGCCACGUACACCACGGUCUCUGCUUGGCAUCACCAGCCUGAGAAACUUAUCUUAGAGUCUUGCGGGUAUGAGGCCAGUUAUAUGGGAUCAAUGAUUAUCAGGGAUCUAAGGGGGAUUGAGUCCACUCAAGAAGCCUGUGCUAAAAUUAGGAAGUCAAAGGACCAUUCAAAAAAGGGUCCUGUUGUCAUCCUCUCCAUCACUUAUAAAGGGGUCAAGUUCAUUGAUGCCGCCACUAAGACAAUAGUAGCCGAGCAUGAGAUCAGGAACAUCUCCUGUGCGGCCCAGGACCCUGAUGACCUCUGCACCUUCGCCUACAUCACCAAGGACAGUAAGAGUGGCCACCACUUCUGCCAUGUCUUCAGCACUGUGGAAGUGACUCAGACUUAUGAGAUCAUCCUGACACUGGGACAGGCAUUUGAGGUGGCCUAUCAGCUGGCUCUCCAGACCAAGGCCAGGCAGUAUGUCCCAGUCCCCCCACCUUCUCUGGGGUCAGAGGUCAUUGAGACCAAAUCCAGCCGGCCCACGUCACAACAAUGGAGCAGCAUGAGGAGAUCAACAAUUGACCCUCUGGAGAUGGACGCAGACAUGCAAUCCCUGGGCAGCGCCACCUGGCUCUUCAACCAGAGAGACUCCAACAAGCGCCCUGUCAGCACCAAGUACGAGACCACCAUAUUCUGAGGCUGGAUCCCCUGCACCGACCUCACCCUAUCCUAGCACCCAGUUUGCCCCCUGACCUCCACCGCCCUCUCUCUCUGUCUCAUGAGCCCUGUGCCUUCUCACUGUGAUCGUAGCAUCCCUCUGGGCUGCCCCUUCUCCCCUGCUCUGACCUACACAAACCUUGCACUGCUCUGACAUCACACAUCCCUGCAGCCCUCUCUCCUGUCCUGUUCUCACCCCUAGGCAGCCCGUUACCCUACUCCUCCUGACACUGCUGCAGCCGCUGAUGGGGAACCCUUGACUUGUGGAUGGACCUGGUGUGAACCUACAAUGGCCCUGUUCUCUCAACCAAACUGCCUCCUCCUCCUCCUCCCCCCAACUACUCAUCUGCAUCCACCCCUAUUAUGUUUAUCAUCAUUGAAGAGAUUGUGGCAUUUUUGUCCUCUUCCGGUCAUGCUAUUCUUUUUCCAAGUGACUCCCUUCAGUCGAAACAAUCCCGACUUUUUUUCUGUUGAGCUACCUGUUGCAUUUUUACCUGACAGUAACAUGAUUUGCAUUGGCUGUACUGCCAAUGUGAACAAGAAAAUUGCAAACCUUCAUAAGUUCCUCUUUUUAUCUAAUACCAAAGGAGUACUGCUCUUGGGCUAUUAUCCACAGAGUUUUGGUCCCAUGCAUAGUGGAAUAAAGAACAUUAUCAUGUCCCAAACUCAGCCUAUCCUUCCCAAACAACCUCCUCAGUCAUAAACAAUAUUUUAUCCCCUUCCCAAAGGGAUGAACAAUUUUUCUCAUCUUUUUAAUGUGUUUAUUUUUGUAUUUCACUUUUUCCCACUCAGACAAGUUUAAUAUUUUUCUUUCCCUAUCUGUAGCUUGUCCUGUCUUACCAGGCAUCUACCACUGUGAGGAGACAUAUCUAGCCUGGGAUGCAUGAAGGACAGAAAAUCUAUAAGAUAAAAAACAAUCAACAAACUUUUUUCUAUGCAUUUUUAAUCGUACAAUGUUGGAUCGUCAAGGAAUCUUCCCUUUCCAUGUAUAAUGGAUCAAAAACUGAACCUCAAUUUCCUGUGUGAUUCUGUACACAAAUGGACAGGACAACUCUUCCAUCACCCUGCCAAGAACAGUAGUAGCCUUACUUCAAUCUGGCAAUCUAUCAGUUUAAAUCUAAACAUAAUCAAUUGAGCAUCCUUGCCACCAUCACACAUUCUCCACACUUGCUGACUGCUGCACGCAUCUUUCGUGGUUUAAAAUACUUACAACACUUUUGAGUUGACAACACAUGAACACUUUGGCUGAGCUGCAGUGAAGGUGUUGUAAUGGUACAGGUUUGUCUAGAUAAUAAUGUAAAUGAUGCUCUGUAGCUCCACAGUGUGCAUGGUGCCUCACCAGUCAUUUUAUUACCAAGAGAGACUGUUCGGCUCAUCAGAGAACACUGUGUUAAAACAUGGCACUAUCCCCUUUAAAACCUUUUUGUUUGUUUCAAAGAUUAUACGGUAUGUAUUUUGUUUAACAAUUAUUAAUAAGGAAUGCUUUUAAAAAUAACUGGGAUUCCUGAAAUGUAUUUACUGAGAGAAACCAAGGGAAAUCGUAGCAACACCACAAUGUAUUGCCAUAGUAAAAUAAUGCAAAUACAAAUUCAUGACAAGUUGCCAAAACACCUCAUGAAGGUAAAUUUGAUGGCAAUAAUUUAAUUUGCCAAUUCAUUGUGAAAGGUAUAAGAUAUUCCCAAUAACAUUGCUUAAAUCUUUUUAUAUGAGGCAAGGCAGGUUGUGUUGCCGGACUCCUGAUGCCACUGAUUCAGCAUGAGGUAAAAUGUGUCACUAGAAAAUGAACAAUAGUGCCAAGGAUUCAGGCUUACUCAUCGUUUGAACUUUAAAUUUGAAGGAUCUAAAUGUAAUUAGAUAUGGUUUUAUUAUGCAAAUUUACUUUGGGUUGAAAAUAUAUUUGAAACUGCAUUCUUGUUUUUCCUUUCACUGUGUCUAAUACUGCAGGUCUACAGGAGCUAUCUGUUGGUAUUAUCUACUUGUGUUUUGCUCAACCUAUUUUGUGUGCUGUGUUGCCUUGUGUUGUGUCCUCCUGUGAGGAUGGCCUGUUCUGUCUCUGUCCGCUGUCCUCAUUCUGUGUCCCCUGCUAUGAUAUGUUAUGCUUAGCCUCUCUCCAAAUGGCACAGGAUGGCUGACUGGAGAAUGAGUGUUAAGACUUGACAGUCUCUGUGUGGUACUGUAGCUGUCUCUCAUCGUUGUUCUGUUCUGACUGAUACUGUAGCUGGCACUGAUGCAUGUGGCAGUAUUUGUGUUUUGUCCUCUGAUGCACUUGGCCCAUUGAGGUGUACAUAUGUAGCAGUGUCUGUUUAGUUUUUUCAUAUCAUUUGCCUUUUGUUUAACUUUAUCCAUUAUUAUAACACAAAUACAGCACAUCAUCUCAUUUACAUUCUCCAGCAUUGUCAUUUCUCAUGCACUAAGUAUGUUCCCCCCUGUUAUGUGUUGAAAUCAUGAAGACACAUUCAACCUGCUCUGGUUUGGGUGCAUAUAAAUGCCUUACAUUUUAGAGAGCAGAAGCUAUUUUAAGCAGACACAAUGUGGUGGCAUGAUUUGGCUGUGCAUGUUUCUGUCUUUUUUAACACCAGUGUUUUCCUUGUGUAGCUCACUCCAGCGUUCAAGUUUCCGGACACCAAGCUGUGAGUUGAAGUGGAGCAGCCAAUGUGAGUGUCUGCGUGUGUGUAGACUAGAGACAGAGAGACUAACAGAGACACAAGCAGCGGGUCUAGGAGUGACUGUUUGAUAAGGUCUGCUGCCUUCUACAACCUCACCUGAAUACAAAGUAACAGAUAAAGGAUAACCUUACACUAGUUGUUUGUCUCAACUGGGCAUGGCAGGGCCUGUCUCUCACUCCUAUCUCGAGAAAGUUCAGUCUCAAAUCUCCUCCCUGGCCUCACACUGACUGUCUUUACCUCCACUCCUUACUUCAAGUAGGUACUGUAAUCUGCAGAGUAUAGACAAUUAAUGUUGGGCCAGCAAUGACCAUUUUUAUUGAUUUAGGUCUAUUUGAGAUAAUCAUGUUGUUACUGUAAGGAUCUAGGAGAGUCAACGUGAGAGUACAUUCAUCAUAUGUAGCACUACUGUACCAGCAUAAUAAUGCUAUGCCCAUGUAUUUGUGGACAGAGUAUAGUUUGUCAAUGAUUAUGUGAUGUUUAUUUAUUCCAAUUAAAAGCAAAAUAUACCUGAAAUUAAAUAGUACAAUGGAAAAUGUUA
Messenger RNA from Oncorhynchus nerka (sockeye salmon), 5972 nucleotides. Its product is annotated as ankyrin repeat and SAM domain-containing protein 1A-like. NCBI's taxonomy places the organism in Eukaryota, Metazoa, Chordata, Actinopteri, Salmoniformes, Salmonidae. The record is from RefSeq and is a predicted model, not a curated record. The transcript is spliced from 14 exons. Gene Ontology annotation, biological process: ephrin receptor signaling pathway. Gene Ontology annotation, cellular component: cytosol. Gene Ontology annotation, molecular function: ephrin receptor binding. Bases 997 to 2748 code for a protein of 583 amino acids.